AUGUACCUCUACAGCCUCACUCUCCAACGAGCCACCGGAAUCGUCUCCGCCAUAAACGGCAACUUCUCCGGCGGCAAAGCACAAGAAAUCGUAGUUGCUCGUGGUAAAGUUCUCGAUCUACUUCGACCUGACGAGAACGGUAAGCUUCAAACAGUUCUCUCUGUUGAAAUAUUCGGUGCUGUUCGCUCAUUAGCUCAGUUUAGACUAACUGGAGCUCAAAAAGAUUAUAUUGCUGUUGGUUCUGAUUCCGGUAGGAUUGUUAUUUUAGAAUAUAAUAAGGAGAGAAAUGUCUUUGAUAAAAUUCAUCAAGAAACUUUUGGAAAAUCUGGUUGUCGCCGGAUUGUUCCGGGUCAAUAUUUGGCUGUUGAUCCGAAAGGAAGAGCUGUUAUGAUUGGUGCUUGUGAGAAACAGAAGUUAGUCUAUGUUUUGAAUAGAGAUACUGUUGCCAGGUUAACCAUUUCUUCUCCUCUAGAGGCGCAUAAGUCGCAUACUAUAUGUUAUUCUGUAUGUGGUGUUGAUUGUGGGUUUGAUAAUCCGAUUUUUGCUGCAAUUGAGUUGGAUUAUUCAGAAGCGGAUCAGGAUUCGACAGGACAAGCUGCAAGUGAAGCACAGAAGAAUUUGACAUUUUACGAGCUUGAUUUGGGGCUUAACCAUGUGUCUAGGAAAUGGUCUGAGCAGGUUGAUAAUGGUGCUAAUAUGCUUGUUACGGUACCUGGAGGUGGUGAUGGGCCGAGUGGGGUUUUAGUUUGUGCUGAGAAUUUUGUGAUUUAUAAGAAUCAAGGGCAUCCUGAUGUGAGGGCCGUAAUUCCUAGGCGUGCUGAUUUACCUGCUGAACGUGGGGUUUUGAUAGUUUCUGCAGCUACACAUAAGCAGAAAUCUAUGUUUUUCUUUUUGUUGCAGACGGAGUAUGGUGACAUUUUUAAGGUUACGUUGGAUCAUGAGAAUGACAAGGUUAAGGAGUUGAAGAUCAAGUAUUUUGACACGAUCCCAGUUACUUCCUCGAUGUGUGUGUUGAAAUCAGGGUUUUUGUUUGCUGCAUCAGAGUUUGGGAAUCAUGCGUUGUAUCAGUUUCAGGCCAUUGGGGAGGAAGAGGAUGUGGAGGCCUCAUCUGCCACUUUGAUGGAAACUGAGGAAGGCUUCCAGCCUGUGUUUUUCCAGCCAAGAGGGCUAAAGAAUCUUGUCAGGAUUGACCAGGUUGAGAGCUUGAUGCCUAUUAUGGACAUGAAGGUUGCUAAUCUUUUUGACGAAGAAACCCCGCAGAUAUUUUCACUCUGUGGGCGUGGUCCUCGCUCCUCAUUGAGGAUAUUGAGGCCUGGUUUGGCCAUUAGUGAGAUGGCUGUGUCACAGCUUCCUGGUGUACCCAGUGCAGUUUGGACUGUGAAAAAGAAUGUUAGUGAUGAGUUUGAUGCAUAUAUUGUUGUGUCUUUUAACAAUGCAACUCUCGUGCUUUCGAUUGGAGAAACAGUUGAGGAAGUCAGUGAUAGUGGGUUCCUUGAUACCACACCUUCACUUGCUGUUUCUUUAAUUGGUGAUGACUCUUUGAUGCAAAUUCACCCGAAUGGCAUAAGACAUAUUAGGGAAGAUGGGCGUAUUAAUGAGUGGAGAACUCCUGGAAAGAGGACUAUUGUGAAAGUUGGCUCAAAUAGACUUCAAGUGGUUAUUGCUUUAAGCGGAGGAGAGCUUAUAUAUUUUGAGGUGGAUAUGACUGGUCAGCUAAUGGAAGUGGAGAAGAAUGAGAUGUCCGGGGACGUGGCUUGUUUGGACAUUGCCCCUGUUCCAGAAGGAAGACAGAGGUCUCGGUUCCUAGCAGUUGGUUCGUAUGAUAACACCAUUCGUGUCUUGUCAUUGGAUCCUGAUGACUGUAUGCAGAUUCUGAGUGUUCAAAGUGUUUCAGCACCUCCAGAAUCCCUCCUCUUUCUUGAGGUUCAGGCAUCAAUUGGUGGGGAAGAUGGUGCUGAUCACCCGGCCAGUCUUUUCCUCAAUGCUGGUUUGCAGACUGGGGUUCUAUCCAGGACAGUGGUAGAUAUGGUGACAGGGCAGCUUUCCGACUCUCGUUCCCGAUUUUUGGGGUUGAGGGCCCCAAAACUUUUUUCCAUUAAUGUGAGAGGUCGACGUGCAAUGCUGUGCUUAUCUAGUCGACCCUGGCUUGGUUAUAUACACCAAGGCCAUUUUCUGUUAACACCCCUUUCAUAUGAGACUCUUGAAUAUGCCGCCUCAUUCUCAUCUGAUCAGUGUGCAGAAGGUGUAGUCGCUGUUGCCGGGGAUGCGUUGAGGAUUUUCACAAUUGAGAGAUUGGGAGAAACAUUUAAUGAAACUGCAAUCCCUCUAAGAUACACUCCAAGAAAGUUUGUGCUUCAACCUAAGCGGAAAUUGUUGGUCAUUAUUGAGAGCGAUCAAGGAGCUUAUACAGCAGAGGAGCGUGAAGCAGCAAAAAAAGAGUGUUUUGAAGUUGCUGGAAUGGGUGAAAAUGGAAGUGCCAAUGCUGAGCAGAUGGAAAAUGGUGACGAUGAUAAAGAUGACCCCCUAUCUGAUGAGCAGUAUGGUUAUCCAAAGGCUGAGUCAGACAAAUGGGUUUCUUGCAUUAGAGUCCUUGACCCAAGGUCUGCUUCUACUACUUGCUUGUUGGAACUUCAGGACAAUGAAGCUGCAUUUAGCGUGUGCACUGUAAAUUUCCACGACAAGGAGCAUGGAACUCUCUUAGCUGUUGGUACAGCCAAGGGACUGCAGUUUUGGCCAAAAAGAAGCUUAGUUGCUGGGUUCAUUCACAUUUAUAAGUUUGUGGAUGAUGGCAAAAGCCUGGAGCUCUUGCAUAAGACUCAAGUAGAAGGUGUUCCACUUGCUUUGUGCCAGUUUCAGGGAAGAUUACUUGCUGGAAUAGGAUCGGUGCUGAGAUUGUAUGACUUGGGGAAAAAGAGGUUGCUUAGGAAGUGUGAGAAUAAGCUGUUCCCCAACACUAUUGUCUCCAUCCACACCUACCGUGAUCGGAUUUAUGUGGGCGACAUUCAAGAAUCAUUUCAUUUCUGCAAGUACAGGCGGGAUGAAAAUCAGCUGUAUAUUUUUGCUGAUGAUAGUGUUCCAAGAUGGCUCACAUCAUCAUAUCACGUAGAUUUCGAUACCGUGGCUGGUGCAGACAAGUUUGGGAAUAUCUACUUUGUGAGGUUACCACAGGAUGUUUCUGAUGAGAUCGAGGAAGAUCCAACUGGUGGAAAGAUAAAGUGGGAGCAGGGGAAGCUUAAUGGAGCUCCAAACAAGGUAGAGGAGAUAGUACAGUUUCAUAUCGGCGAUGUGGUUAAUAGCUUGCAGAAGGCAUCUCUAAUUCCAGGUGGUGGAGAGUGCAUCAUAUAUGGGACAGUGAUGGGGAGCGUGGGGGCUUUACUUCCAUUCACCUCUCGAGAUGAUGUUGACUUCUUUUCACAUUUGGAGAUGCAUUUGAGACAAGACCACCCACCUUUGUGUGGAAGAGAUCAUAUGGCAUAUAGGUCUGCUUAUUUUCCUGUUAAGGAUGUGAUUGAUGGGGAUCUAUGUGAGCAGUUCCCAACUCUGCCCCUUGAUGCACAAAGAAAAAUUGCCGAUGAGCUGGACAGAACUCCUGGGGAGAUACUCAAGAAACUUGAAGAAGUUCGAAACAAGAUCAUCUGA
This is a messenger RNA of Dovyalis caffra, 3639 nucleotides long. Lineage: Eukaryota; Viridiplantae; Streptophyta; Magnoliopsida; Malpighiales; Salicaceae. The record is from the annotation of a GenBank genome assembly.